CCUUAAAUACCAUGUUUCUACUCAAACACCACACAUCAAUUAACUCCUAGAUAACACACACACAACACAAAAAAUGGGUAAAGAUGUUGAGGUUCAAGAACAAGGUGCUGAAUUCUCAGCUAAGGAUUACCAAGAUCCACCACCAGCACCACUUUUUGAUUCAGCUGAGUUUAAAAAAUGGUCUCUGUACAGAGCUGUUAUAGCAGAGUUUGUAGCAACUCUUCUUUUUCUUUACAUCACUGUUUUGACCAUUAUUGGUUACAAAAGACAAUCUGAUACCGAUAUUAAGGGUAACACUGAGUGUGAUGGUGUUGGUCUUUUGGGUAUUGCUUGGGCUUUUGGUGGUAUGAUCUUCAUCCUUGUUUACUGCACCGCCGGUAUCUCUGGAGGACACAUAAAUCCGGCAGUGACAUUUGGAUUAUUUGUGGGACGCAAGGUGUCUUUAAUAAGGGCAUUACUAUACAUAAUAGCACAAUGUUUGGGUGCAAUUUGUGGUGCUGGACUUGCUAAGGGGUUCCAAAGUUCAUACUACAACAGGUAUGGUGGAGGAGCUAACACUGUUUCUGAUGGUUACAGUAAAGGCACUGCUUUGGGUGCUGAGAUUAUUGGUACCUUUGUGCUAGUCUACACUGUUUUCUCUGCUACUGAUCCUAAAAGAAGUGCUAGGGAUUCUCAUGUUCCUGUAUUGGCACCACUUCCCAUUGGAUUUGCUGUGUUCAUGGUUCACUUGGCAACAAUCCCCGUCACCGGAACCGGUAUUAACCCUGCCAGAAGUUUCGGACCCGCCGUUAUCUUCAACAACGACAAAGCUUGGGAUGACCAGUGGAUUUAUUGGGUUGGACCAUUUAUUGGUGCUGCAGUGGCUGCAAUCUACCACCAAUACAUUCUAAGAGGAUCAGCAAUUAAAGCUCUUGGAUCCUUCAGGAGCAAUGCUUAAUGAAUGCAACAUGUUUGGCCUCAAUUAUUGUUAUGAGUUGUUGAUGUUGUUGUUGUUGUUGUCUACUGGUCCCUGUUGAAGUUUUUGUCCUCUUGCUUUCAAUUCCACGUUCUGAAUGGGCCUGUGUGUUUGGAAUAAUUGGAAUGGAUAAAGAAGCCAAAAUGAUAAUGGGGUCCUCAAAACUGUAGAUAAGCAUGAAUAUGAUUAUGAUUAUGAUUAUGGUUAUGUAUGUUAUGUUUAAGGGUGUAUUUGUAUCCCUCCAUUUUAUCUUUUGUUAUCUUUUUUGUUUUUGUAUUUUAUUCAAGGAUUUCUCAUGUGUUCUCUUUAAUUUAUGUCAUAAGUUAGACUUUUUAUCA
Lathyrus oleraceus (garden pea) is the source of this 1293-nucleotide messenger RNA. RefSeq names its product aquaporin PIP2-7. Gene Ontology annotation, molecular function: channel activity. Gene Ontology annotation, biological process: transmembrane transport. Lineage: Eukaryota; Viridiplantae; Streptophyta; Magnoliopsida; Fabales; Fabaceae. Bases 74 to 937 code for a protein of 287 amino acids. The record is from RefSeq and is a predicted model, not a curated record. The transcript has 4 exons. Gene Ontology annotation, cellular component: membrane.